UCUUUGAAAAUGGGCUCACCAUUCGUCCCGCGCGUCGUCUUUCCGACCCUCGAGUCACUGCCGCGAUCGUACUAUCUUGGGCACCACGCCGCCGGAUUGGCCAAGAUGAAGACGAUGCUCUCGCAGAUUGACCACAUCAUCGAAUGCCGCGACUACCGCAUCCCCCUCACGUCGCGCAAUCCAAUGUUCGAGGACAGUCUGGCGGGACGGGAGCGAAUGGUGGUGUAUACCAAGAAAGAUCUGGGGGGCAGUAAGGGCACGGUAGAGGACACGAAAAGACAUCAAUUGAUUCGCGAGUGGCAUGAGCCUUCCAAAGUCAUCUUCUCCAAUCACAAAGACCGCAAAGACGUGCGUCGCAUUCUGGACGUCAUCAAAGAUGCGAACCGCAGCCGAGGGGGAUUAACAGGUUCAUAUCUCAUGGUCGUGGGGAUGCCCAACGUCGGCAAGUCCUCGCUACUGAACGCUCUGCGACGAGAAGGCGUGAACAAAGGCAAAGUCGCACACACUGGCGCACAGCCUGGUGUGACGCGGAAAAUUGGAACGGGCGUGAAAAUCAUCGAGGCGGACGAGACUGGUUUGAGCGGCGUGUACAUGCUGGAUACGCCUGGUGUGUUUAUGCCAUAUGUACCCGACUCGGAAGCAAUGCUGAAGCUCGCGCUCUGUGGGAGCGUAAAGGAUACCGUGGUCCCUCCUUUCAAUCUCGCAGACUAUUUGCUCUUCCAUAUAAAUCUUCACGACCCGACCGUGUACAAGGAGUACUCGCAGCCGACGAAUGAUGCGAUGCAGCUGCUAGACGCCGUGGCGAGGAAGACGGGCCGACUGAUGAAAGGCGGAGAGCCCGAUCUCGAAAGUAUCGCGUUGUGGAUGAUUCAAAAGUGGAGGAACGGCCAUUUGGGAGCUUUUACGUUGGACGAAGUGUCGGAAGCUGCAUUGGAACGGUACAGAAACAAUGUGCCAACGAGUAGUUUGAGCCAGGCGAAAAAGGCUGGGAAAAAAGCUGCGAGUGAGAGGGCAAAGGCGAGAAGAGCUGGGAACGGAGAAUGAUUGUCGAGUUCAUGAUUGAGGGUACAAGCUCUGGCCAAUGCAGCAGUGACGGCCUCGAGGACAUUGGUGGUUGUCGUUCUGUAUUGGUUUUGUGCCUGGAUGCAUAGCGUAUAUCGAAGCGCAGAGAAGAUGGGGUCUCCUCUGCUGAGAUGUCCACCACGAGUGCCUUACCUUAGUACCUGGCACGCGGCUUCACCUCAGGACCGGCUUCGUUAUAUCCGAUUUUCAACUACCUACGCUGGACCCAACUCACCUUCGGAUUUCUCAUCUC
Molecule: messenger RNA, 1315 nt
Organism: Sphaerulina musiva SO2202
Lineage: Eukaryota; Fungi; Ascomycota; Dothideomycetes; Mycosphaerellales; Mycosphaerellaceae
Product: GTPase
Exons: 2
Coding region: 10-1044 (344 amino acids)
Cellular component (GO): mitochondrion
Molecular function (GO): GTP binding; GTPase activity
Source: RefSeq, a predicted model, not a curated record